Molecule: messenger RNA, 882 nt
Organism: Amborella trichopoda
Lineage: Eukaryota; Viridiplantae; Streptophyta; Magnoliopsida; Amborellales; Amborellaceae
Product: transcription factor bHLH53
Biological process (GO): regulation of DNA-templated transcription
Molecular function (GO): protein dimerization activity; DNA-binding transcription factor activity
Source: RefSeq, a predicted model, not a curated record
AUGUAUAAAUUUGAGCUUAGGAACACAAACCAAGCAUCAAAGGAUCGAAUCCAUUGCCUCGCUUUCCUGCACAGGAUCUUCUCACUCAUGGAUUCCAGAUUUGUGUCUGAUUACACUCCUAUUCCCAAUCUCGCAUCAUUCAAUGAAAGAGAAGCCUGUUUUUCUGAAGAGAUACUGGGCAUCUUCAACAACUGCUGUGAAGCCACCAAUCCCUACCUUCACUAUGAGCCCACACAAGUUUUUAAUCCGCAAACCCAAUCACUCCAUCCCCAAGAACAUUUUUAUGAUUACUGCCAUUUCUUAGAAACACCCUCGAAAAGGCAAAGCCCAUGGCUCCAAACCCCCCUUAUGGAAGAAGAAUACAUCUCCAAUAAAAAUCCUUCGGUUCCUUAUGAUGGGUUCCUUUAUGGGGAUGAUGUUCAAGGUUUCUGGCAUUUGCCGGGAAUUGGUUUUCAGGGGUCAAUUCCUUCAUUUUCUGGCGAGGUCGCUCAAAAACCGGCAGCAGUUUUGUCGGCCCAGAGUGUUGCUGCUAGGAUAAGAAGAAAGAAGAUCAGCGAGAAGACUAGAGAGCUUGGAAAGCUUAUUCCUGGUGGUACAAGGAUGAACACCGCCGAGAUGCUGCAAGAAGCAUCAAAGUAUGUGAUUUUUUUGCAGGCCCAGCUCUCACUCCUCGAGUUCAUGGCUUCCAAUGAUUCAACCCUUGUCAAAGAGGAGCUUGGCAUUCUAUGCAGCUCUCCUAACAUUCAAGAAAAAUUAUAUGAUGAAGGGAAGUGCAUUGCCUCCACUCAGUUUGUGAAGUCACUGAUCCAAGAGCCUAUGUUACAUGAAAACCACGACCUCCAUAGGGACCUCAAAUGCCUGGUUCAAUCACUAGAGUUCUAA